Olea europaea var. sylvestris is the source of this 779-nucleotide messenger RNA. Its product is annotated as protein FAM136A-like. NCBI's taxonomy places the organism in Eukaryota, Viridiplantae, Streptophyta, Magnoliopsida, Lamiales, Oleaceae. The coding region runs from base 59 to 508 and encodes 149 amino acids. The record is from RefSeq and is a predicted model, not a curated record. Gene Ontology annotation, cellular component: cytoplasm. The transcript has 3 exons.
CCCUAAACCCCUAAAAUUCCCUCCAAAACUCCCCGAUAAGCAUAACUAAAAUUCGAGAAUGGACCACAUAGCUGCAGCAGACGAGCGAAUUGUGAACGAAAGAUUGAGGCAGAAACUUAACGAAGUCAACAGUGCCGCCCAAUCUGAGCUCUCCGGUGUUCAGGACCAUGUCAAUUUUACUCUCCAGCAAGCAUAUUUUAAGUGCGCCUAUGAGUGUUUCGACAGGAGGAGAAAGCAGGAUGAGAUUAGUAAUUGUGUGGAGCACUGCAACGUACCUGUGCUCACUGCCCAGAAUCUUGUCCAAAAUGAGAUGGCUAAAUUUCAGGAAAGAUUGAACAGGUCUCUGAUGGUCUGCCAAGACAAAUUUGAGUCAGCCAAAGUCCAGCAGAACCGAAGUGAUGCCAUGAAGGACUUGGAGUCGUGUGUUGACCACUCUGUUCAAGACAGCAUCAAGACAUUGCCGCAUCUUGUUGGAAGAAUGAAAGCAUCUCUACUCAUCAAAGAUUGAAACCAAGGUUAUUACCGUGUGUUGCAAUAAAUUGCCAUGUCUUCUUGGUUUAUCUUUAUUAAUCAUUAUGAAGUGGUCUAUCUAUCUGCAACCACUCUGAAGCUUUGAUGAGAUGAAGAGCCAUACUAGUUCUCUGUUUCAAGUGAUGAUUUUUUGAGUAAUUAUCUAGUUUCAUAUGAACAUCCAGCAGAGAUUCUUGAAAUAUGUAUUUCGAUUAAAACCCAAUGCAUAUUUGAGAGAGAAUAUGUCCUUGACUGGAGAAAUUUUUUCA